AUGAGGCACAGCCUGACCAAGCUGCUGGCGGCCUCGGGCAGUGACUCCCCGACCCGCAGCGAGAGCCUGGCGCCGGGCGCGGCCUGCUCGCUGCCUCCGGAUCUGACUCGGGCGGCGGUGGAGGAGGAGGAGACGGCGGUGGCCGGAUCUCCCGGCCGCAAGCAGCCGCACGGCGACGAGGGAGAACUGGAGGCGGGGAGGGGGAGUCGCGGCGGCGUGGCCGUACGCGCGCCCUCGCCCGAGGAAAUGGAGGAGGAGGCUAUUGCCACUGUCCCGGGAGAGGAGUCGGAGGACAUGGACUUUUUGUCUGGGCUGGAACUAGCCGACUUGCUAGACCCUCGGCAACCGGACUGGCAUCUGGAACCCGGGCUCAGCUCGCCUGGGCCUCUCUCUUCUUCGGGCGGCGGUUCAGAUAGCGGUGGCUUAUGGAGAGGGGACGAUGAUGACGAGGCCGCGGCUGCUGAGAUGCAGCGCUUUUCUGACUUGCUGCAGAGGUUGUUAAACGGUAUCGGGGCCUGCAGCAGCGACGGUAGCAGCGGCGAAAAGAGGCGGAGAAAGUCCCCUGGAGGAGGCGGUGUUGGCGGCGGCGGCGGCGGCAGCAGCAGCAACAACGACAACCACCAGGCGGCAACAAAGAGUCCCCGGAAGGCGGCGGCGGCCGCUGCCCGUCUUAAUCGGCUGAAGAAGAAGGAAUACGUGAUGGGGUUGGAGAGUCGAGUCCGGGGUCUGGCAGCCGAGAACCAGGAGCUCCGGGCUGAGAAUCGGGAGCUGGGCAAACGCGUGCAAGCACUGCAGGAGGAGAGUCGCUACCUACGGGCCGUCUUGGCCAACGAGACCGGACUGGCUCGCUUGCUGAGCCGGCUGAGCGGCGUGGGACUGCGGCUGACUACUUCCCUCUUCAGAGACUCGCCCGCCGGUGACCACGACUACGCUCUGCCGGUGGGAAAGCAGCAGCAGGACCUGCUAGAAGAGGACGACUCAGCGGGAGGAGUGUGUCUUCAUGUGGACAAGGAUAAGGUGUCGGUGGAGUUCUGCUCGGCUUGCGCCCGGAAGGCGUCGUCUUCUCUUAAAAUGUAG
This is a messenger RNA of Orycteropus afer afer, 1077 nucleotides long. RefSeq names its product CREB/ATF bZIP transcription factor (gene CREBZF). Gene Ontology annotation, cellular component: nucleus. The coding region runs from base 1 to 1077 and encodes 358 amino acids. Gene Ontology annotation, molecular function: transcription cis-regulatory region binding; DNA-binding transcription factor activity. The transcript has a single exon. Gene Ontology annotation, biological process: regulation of transcription by RNA polymerase II. The record is from RefSeq and is a predicted model, not a curated record. Lineage: Eukaryota; Metazoa; Chordata; Mammalia; Tubulidentata; Orycteropodidae.